Messenger RNA from Cavia porcellus (domestic guinea pig), 2698 nucleotides. RefSeq names its product RIB43A domain with coiled-coils 1 (gene Ribc1). Lineage: Eukaryota; Metazoa; Chordata; Mammalia; Rodentia; Caviidae. The transcript is spliced from 6 exons. The record is from RefSeq and is a predicted model, not a curated record. The coding region runs from base 1262 to 2509 and encodes 415 amino acids.
CAAUAUAUUGCUUUUACUAUCCUGUUUAUUCCAGUUUAAUAAACAUUUGCAGAGUGCCUAAUGGUGGCCAGAUACUCCUUUAAGUAUACCAAGAAACAAAGUGAAAAAAAAUUUGAGUCUGGAGGUUUUUUAUUGGAACAGGCAGAUAAUAAAGACUUAAAACAUAAAAUAUACAUUGAGCAGUUUAUACAAAGGUAAGUUAUAUUCAAAACGUAUUGCACAGGAUAAGGGAAAUUGGGAAGGAUCAAGAAAAUGGGAGAAUUUUGCAGUUUUAAACAUGCAAGUCGGUGGAGGGAAUGCUGAAAAAACAUUAUUUGAGCAAUACUUGAAGGAAGUGAGAGAACUGCCCAUGCACCUGUGCAUGGAUCUGGAAGAGAGACCAUUUCAGGCAGAGGGAACAGCGAGCAAGAAGGCUUUACAGUGUGAGCAUGAGAGGUAGACAAGGGAACAGCAAGGAGGUUAGUGUGGCUAGAGGAAGUAGGUGAAGUAGUAGUUAAUAAAUGGUAUUAAAGAGAAUACAAGGCAUGUGGUAUGAUUUGUGGGCCAUUGCAAAGGCGUUGGUUUUAACUGAGAAGUGGGCAGCUACUGGAGGUUUUUGAAUAGUGCAGUGAAAUGUUUUGACUUUGAUUUUUAAAGGGUCAUUCUGCUGUGUUACAAACAGACUGAGGAAAGGGGAAGCAAGGCUAGAAGUAGAUUGGUUGAGGCUUUUGCAGUUGUCCAGGCAAGAGAUCAUGGGCUAUUUUGAAAGAAGAGAGAAUCAGGGAAAGGAAGGGUUAAAAGAUGCUUCUUGGGCUUGGGAUUUAGCUCAGAGGCAUUGCAAGCACAGUCGUGAGUUCAAUACCCAGAACCAAAAAAAAAAACCAGAUGCUUCUUGAAUUUUGGGUCUGAACAACUUGGUGAGUGGUGAUUACUUACUGAAAUGAAGGAAACUGAGUAGAAGAAAGGUACAUAUUGUCAGAACAUUUGAGGCUUAAAAAGGUGAGCAGGAGCCAGAUCAUGAAGAAACUUAUAAAUCUGGCAAAGGGGAUUGGACCUUAUCUUAUAAACAACACUAAGGAGCCAUUUGCUUUAAAGCUCUUUCAGAGGUUUUAAGGAGUGGUCAGACAUGCUUAUAGAAACAUUACUCUGGUAGCCAGUGCAGAGGAUAGCACUGGAGCAAGGGAACCAGCAAGGCUCCUGGGAACAUUGCUUGUCAUGAGACUGUGAGGCCUGAAUUAAGGUGGUAACAGCAGAGAUGGACAUAAAUAUAUCAUGAAAUAAAAUGAGUCAGAAUCAAUUACAAAGGAAAUAUUGUAGAGAAAAAAGGAAUGAAAUGAGAUGUUGUCAAGAACCGUGGUCAGCACUGAUAGGCGGCUCCUUGUUCCAGAUGUAUAAGGUAGACCUGUCAUCAGAUCUCAAAGAGGUGGCAGCCAUUGAGGCCAGAAGAAAUCGAGAAAAAGAGCGACACUGCCGAUUCUUCAAUGUGCAAAACCGAGUCAUGGGGGUGGAUAUGGAAGCUUUGAACAAGCAAGUGGAAGAGCGAAAGCUUCAGGAGGCAACUGAACGAAAAAAGGAAGCAGCUUAUGGUACUAAGAGUGUGCAGUAUGAUCUGGUAGUCCAGAUGAUAGAGAAGGAAGAGGCAAAACGAGCACGUCGAGUGGCCAAGAAAAUCCAGGAUUUUCGACAGCAGAAGCAGGAAUUCAAGAAUAGAUGUGCAUUUGAACUUCAGGAUCCAGCCCAAUUCCAAGGGAUUUCAGCCCCAUUGCAGCAAUGUCCAGCCUAUCUCAGUGACAGUGGUCCCUUCUGUGGCCCAGCCAGCAUGCAGUGUUUCUUGGGGGAAGAUCUGGAUAGGGCCUCAGUCCUGAGAAUGCAACAGCAGCAGUUCAGGUAUAACCUGCAAAGGCAGCUGCAAGAGCAACAACAAGUCAGAGCUGAAGAGAAAUAUGCAGAUAUGCUUAGUGGCCAGCUGCACCUAGCUAUGGACAUGCAGGCUGCCCAGAUGGCCAGGCUGGAAGAGUCUUGUCGUGUUGCCAUGAUGUCUGCCAGAGCUAAUGUCAAUAAAGCCCAGGCAGCUAAGCUGGCUGAGCAGCAGCACUGUGAACAUCAGCGCCAACAGGAGGCCAACCUCACAGAUAUACAGAAGCAGAUCUCCAGUAAUCUCCUGACUGAGAACCCCCAGGAUGCUCAGCACCGAGUCCUGCCCUAUUGCUGGAAGGGGAUGACUCCACAACAGCAAGAUGACAUCAGGAAAGCUCAGGAGGCACAAUGUCGUGAGAAGGAGGCACAGCGCCAAGCUGAACAAGCACUGGAUAACAAAUGGGCAAGCCAAACUGUAUGCUUAGCCCAAGCAGCACUCGAGCUAGAGGAACAGGAGAGGGAACUGUGUGCUGAAUUUCAGAGAGGGCUAGGCUCCUUCAACCAUCAGCUGGCCAAAGAUCAACAGGCCCAGCAAAAUUACCUGAAUUCAGUAAUUUACACCAAUCAACCUACAGCCCAGUAUUAUCUGCAGUUCAACACCAGCAGCCGCUGAACCCAGGAUGGUCACCUCUCCCUUCUCUUCUAUUAAUCUCAUAGCCGGAUAGGAGUCAAAAAGAAGAAUGCUGCAAGGCCCCACUUUGAAUUCAUUCCCUAGUGGGACACAGCUAAGCCAAUACCCCUAUCUUAUAUCCAAGGCAAUAAAAUUAUUAAUUAAAGUCUUGUGUAACAAGACACAAAAGCA